Messenger RNA from Sardina pilchardus (European sardine), 2339 nucleotides. It is a transcript of the gene aqp11, whose product is annotated as aquaporin 11. Gene Ontology annotation, cellular component: cytoplasm; membrane. Gene Ontology annotation, molecular function: channel activity. Gene Ontology annotation, biological process: transmembrane transport. Bases 145 to 972 code for a protein of 275 amino acids. The transcript is spliced from 3 exons. The record is from RefSeq and is a predicted model, not a curated record. NCBI's taxonomy places the organism in Eukaryota, Metazoa, Chordata, Actinopteri, Clupeiformes, Clupeidae.
CAUGCACUUUGAUUAGAAGAGCGGGGCGGGCUCCCUGGAGUGAGUGGAUCAGAGAGAAGUUGUCUGGUCACCCCACUAAACGUGUGGCCAAAGGAUACACAGCGCUUUAGGAGACUGGCCGGAAACUAGUCCGUGUCUUUUGGAAUGGCAGACCUCGGUGUUUCUCUGUUCCUGCUGGCAGGGACCGUGUUUCUGAGCGAAGUGACGAGGAGGACUGCAGUUAAACUGUUUGCCAAGUCGGAUUAUUGUCCGUACGUGUUGGAAAUCAUUUCGACCUUUCAGCUAUGCGCUUGCACUCACGAGUUGAAACUGCUGGCCGAAGUGGGUCGAAUAGAACUGCAGGUCGGGCUGACCCUCACGUAUCUCAUCUCUGUGGUCCAUGGGCUGACGUUCCACGGUGCCAUCUGCAACCCCUCUGGCACCCUUGAAUGCGUCUACCGGAGGAGACUGACCGGUAGAUGCGCAGUUGCACGGAUUGUGUGCCAGUUUCUCGCAGCCAUGGUGGCGCGCUAUGUUGUGCCAUAUGUAUGGGCACUGGGGUUGUCAGAUAUGCACGCUAGGCACAAACUGUUCGGAUUUAAAUGCAUCAGUCCGAUUAAUGCUCCGCUCUUGAAGGCAACUGCAGUUGAGUUGGGGUGCGCUUUCGCCGUGCACUCUGCUGUUACACAGAUGCAAAAAGUCGACGACAAAUACAAAAUUCAUCUCAUUGCAGCUGUAAUCACAAUCGUGGUCUAUGCAGGAGGGAGUAUCACAGGAGCUGUGUUCAACCCAGCACUGGCGCUCUCAACACAGUUUCCAUGCAGCGGGAACACCUUUACGGAGUACUCAUUGGUGUACUGGUUGGGGCCGGUGUUAGGCAUGGCCGGCUCAGUGCUGCUAUUCGACAAAAUCGUCCCGGUGGUAUCUGGGAAGAGCAUGUAUCAAGAUGACCUGCACUACAAUGGCAUCCAGGAGGAGAAGAAGAAGAACUGAGCUUCCAACUGGACAUCUCUCCACUGUUGGACCCAGCAGUGGAUUACUGUACACAUCUCCUAAGCAUCCGUGAGCUUACUUAGUCAAUAAUUAUAGCGCUCAGUGUAGGCCUAAUCAAUGGGAGUGAUUGUUUUAGUGUGUAAACUGACAUGUACCUCAUCAACACAAUUUUUUUUUUCCUUUUUAUACCUUUUUUUGAGCCAAACCAUGUUUAUGUGAAUAUUGGUUGAGAAGACGUACGUGGAUAUAUCAUGGCUAUUGCAAUUUGUUUAAUUAAACAUGACUACAGAGCUUAGCAUGAACUUAUCACAGGAUAUAACAUCAUAACUGGAAGAGGUUAUCAUCGUUAGUCUUGUGAUGGCACAAGCAGCUGCUAUUUAGAGAAGACAAGUCUGUGAAUUUCAGAAACUCGACUGAAGUGAGAAAUUCUGACCUACAGGACUGUGCAAUCAGUUCUGAUUCAUUUCAUUUGAUGUUAUUGUCUGAUUAUUGUCUCUAUUGUUAUUUUGUCAGUGUCCUCUUGCAAUGGUUAAGUUAUCUAUUACUGUUCCUGUUUCUCAUCAUGUAUCUCUUAAGUUUAAACAUUCCCUUUUAAAGAAGCACAUUAGGCUUAACUGGAUAAGUAUGUUAUAUAAUGAGGAUUUUUACAUUUGAUGAGUGUGUGUGACGUUUAAGCACAGUUUUUCUUGGUGCCUUUGGAACUUGAGCAAGGAGUCUCGGGGCAAGCUGAUCCUCCCCGAGCUUGACCAUUAGUAAACCUAUGCCAACGAGUGCCAUAUAUAGUUACUGUUUAAGUGACAAGCCAAAGAUGGUGCACUUGUCUUUCAGGCAAGCAGAGGCUCGGCCACUCAAUACAGCACAUGUCAUACGUGAUACUAAUCAAAUCUGAAUGCGGUUGUUGGUCUUCCAUUGCAAUUGGUUGUCAUCAACCAAUUACAGCAUUUAUAACAAUGUAAGACAUUGUAAUAAAUCGGUUCAUUUUCUUAUAGUCUUGAGUAUGUAACUUGCUUCAGUAUGAAAAUUGUAUUUUAUUACAUGCAAUGUAUGCGAUGCUCAUAUUAUUAUAAUAGACAUUUUAUUGUUUAUCUUUGCUUUAAGGAGACGGACAGACAGACUACAAGUAAUAUUUUAAAUUGCUCUACUGGAGAGACGUGUCUAAAGCAGGUUGUUAUCCAUAGCAGCUGACCUUGUAGUCCCUGUGAAGUAGCAGGUGUCCUAUACAGGGUAUAUGAGACUGAAACAUGUGUUAGCGUUUGCCAAUUCACACUUUUCGCUAAGGUGAAGCUGUAAGAUUGGGACCAUUUCUUUGAAUGAAAUGACCACCCAUUAAAAACUGAAAUUAAAUAUUUUUGCUGUUUUUAUCCAAA